AUGAAUACGAAACCAACGAGCUUUCUUGUAUUUGUUAAUGGAGCCAUUGAAAAUGCUGAGGUCAAUGAUUUCGAUGAUCUCUAUCUUCGUUUUUCUUAUGUUAUUGGAAAAGAUUGGAAAAUUUGCUCUGGUCUUGAAGAAGGAACAACACAAAUUGCACAUAAAAGCGUACAACUUGGAUCAAAAAUAGUUUUUAAUUUUCCAUUAGAAGCUACAUUUCGAGCAACAAAUCCUUUUGGAUGGCCACAAUUAGUUAUUAGUGGCUAUGGUUUAGAUGCUUUUGGAAAUGAUGUUGUUCGAGGUUAUGGUACAACUUAUAUACCAAUCAGUCCAGGACGACAUCGUAUUCGAAUUCCGCUGUUUGUUCCACGUUCAUCAUCUCGAUUUCAACAAUUUUUAGCUUGGUUUUUUGGUCGCCGGCCAGAAUUUGUUGAUCCAAAAGUUAUCGCUUUCAAUGCUGGACGAGAAAUGACACGAGUACAAUCUCAUGGUUAUGUACAAGUUGUUUUUAAUGUUGUAACUAAGGAUUUAGAAGAGUUAGGAUAUAAAAUUGAAACUAAGCAUUCUUCUCAAACGUCACAACAACGAUCAGAAAGGAAUGAAACAACAUAUGUAGAUAACUAUCACGCUUAA
Molecule: messenger RNA, 633 nt
Organism: Rotaria socialis
Lineage: Eukaryota; Metazoa; Rotifera; Eurotatoria; Philodinida; Philodinidae
Source: the annotation of a GenBank genome assembly